Molecule: messenger RNA, 2582 nt
Organism: Poecilia latipinna (sailfin molly)
Lineage: Eukaryota; Metazoa; Chordata; Actinopteri; Cyprinodontiformes; Poeciliidae
Gene: dcph1
Product: acidic residue methyltransferase 1
Exons: 5
Coding region: 132-1484 (450 amino acids)
Biological process (GO): DNA damage response
Cellular component (GO): nucleus
Molecular function (GO): phosphatase activity
Source: RefSeq, a predicted model, not a curated record
GCGUUGUUACUGGUUAUGUCUAAAAGACAAGCAAAAAACUUGUUCACAAGUUUCAGUUGGUUACUUUGGCAAUGUCCGUGUAAGUGUUGUCAAUAAAGUUUACAUUUGAAUUGCUUACCUCUGCAACAACAAUGGCGGCGGGUCAAAUUGGCUACGGAGUUCCUCCUUCACUGUCUGCCAAAGUGACGGGGUCAUUUGCUUACUUGACUAUAAGAGACAGAAUGCCAACCAUUUUGACUAAAGCUAUAGACACCAUACAUCGUAACAAAAACAAGUUUUUUGAGGAACAUGGUGAGGAGGGGAUCAGUGCGGAGAAACAAGCAAUAUCUCUACUGUCUAAGCUGAGGAAUGAGCUACAAACCGAUAAGCCAUUCCUGGAAUUGAUGGACGGCUUGUCAGACACAGAGUCCUGGAACCAGUACAUGCAGAGACAGCAGAGCCAGCUGGGUGACCAGGAGCUUGUUAGCUGGUUCAAGUUGCCCUGGUUGUAUGUGGAGUGCUACAUGUACAGGAGAAUACAAGAGGCAAUCUGGCUGAAUCCUCCAAUAAACAACUUUGACGUCUUUAACGAGGGAAAGACCCAAAGUUUUUUUGAGUCUCAGCAGGCUGUGAUGGCUUUGUGUACUUACCUGGGAGAUGUUCAGAAGAGCAUGGAGAAGCUAUCAGAGAACCAGCUGUCUGAACAUUUCAACAAACUGCUCCAGGUUUCUCUCUGGGGGAACAAGUGUGAUCUUUCCAUCUCUGCUGGUCAAGAGAACUCCCAGAAGGCUAGUCCAAUAGAUUCCCUCCCCAGCUUACAGUCUUUCAUCUUGGUGAAUGACUCCAACAUGGUAUGGUUGACUCUUACUUCGUCAAGAAGGCCGGAGGGGUCAGGGCAAAAAACUGCAGACAGAGUUGACAUUGUGCUAGACAAUGCUGGCUUUGAGCUGGUCACUGACUUAGUCUUAGCAGAUUUUCUGGUGUCUUCGGGCCUCGUGCGUCACAUUCAUUUUCACGGCAAAUGCUUUCCGUGGUUCGUCUCUGAUGUCACAGCUAACGACUUCCAGUGGACCAUCCGGCAGACCAUGGCAGCCAAUCAUAAGUGGAUGAGUAAGAGUGGCUACCAGUGGCAGAGCUAUCUCAAUGAGGGUAUUUGGAGCUAUCACGACCAUCCUUUCUGGACGCAGCCCCACGAGUUCUGCGACAUGGCAGCUGAUGCGCCCGACCUGUACGCAACCCUGCAGGAAGCAAACCUGGUGCUAUUUAAAGGCGAUCUCAACUACAGGAAGCUGACUGGGGACAGGGAAUGGGGCCACACGGUGGAUUUCUGUACUGCGCUGAGAGGUUUUGAGCCUGCACCGCUAUGCAGUUUGAGAACCCUCAAAGCCAAUGUGCAGGUCGGUCUGCAGCCGGGACAGGGGGAGAAGCUGAGCACCCAAGACCCAUCAUGGAUGACCAAUGGGAAGUACGCUGUUAUUCAAUUCCACGGCCCAAAGUUGGAGUAGUAAGCAUGACCUCAGGAUUUGACUGGGACGACUGGACUUUAUCAGAUUUUACUGUAAGAAAGCAUCAAAAUUAGGUGCUGCCAUUAAGCUAUAACGAGACAAAGUUAUCAAAGGUUCUUUUUAAGGACUUCAAACUUAUUCACGAAAUGCACAAUAACAGACUGUAUAUAUCAAUGCCAUCUAAUAUGUAAAAUGUCAUAACUUUUAAACAAAUUAUAAGUUGAACUACAGCUCCCAAUGGUUGUACAUUUGUCUACAUCGCUAAUAUCUCACUUUCGGUUUACAUUGCAGAUAACUUGUGUAUCUUACACUUCGAAUUAAGUCAAAAUGUUUACAGUUUAUGCAGAAUAGAAUAGAAAACCUAAAAUUAUAUUUUGGGUUUAUUAAAUCUAACCUUAAAGCUGCAACGUUGGUGGUAUUAAAAUGGUUAUUUGUGAUUUUUCUUUUUAAUUCAUCACAAAUUGCAAAACAAGAAAAUCAUUUAACUGAUCUAGCACUGUGGAAGGUUUGUUUCCUCAGUUGAAUAAAUGUAGAUGGUAAUAAAAGCGGGUAUAGGGACGAUGUAGGAGUGAGAUGACUUUAAUGUGCUGCUUCUGUUUUGGAGGGAAAAAAACAAAUACUCUUUACUAAUUGACAAAAAUGAAUGAUCUUGGCUUGAAACUCUGGUAGAGAGCAGAAUUAAUCUAUGCAUUACGACAGCUUUUACAACUUCCAAACAACAAGUCAACCGCAGACCAUCAAACUCCAACUGCAGUGUUUGGAAAUGCUGAUAAUUUUAACCCUGAUUCAACAGAACACAAAGCUUGAAGAAAGUUUGGUUUUUCCUUCCAGUUUACAGAAUAUUUUGCCAAAUGUCUUUGAGGUCAUGGAGAUUUUUUUUUAUCUAAUGUGCUGAUGUUGAUCUGGAUUAUAUUGUGACCUCCUGGAUGAUUUGUCGAUGUACUCUUGGAGUAAUUUUGGUAAGUCUGCACUUUCUGAAACAUUUAAGUCAAUCACCUGGUUCCACUGAUCUGACAGUUGGGAGGGGUGAACAAAAUGAACUUAAUUUUUUCCCCAAUGUGUUGUGAUCCUUAUUGCAAUAAAGAUAUGUGAUCAGGA